GACGAAGUUCGUGCUCUGGUAACAUUUAACCGAUACUAUGUCUGCAAAAGGGGCAACUAUGACGGCAAAGACCCAAUCAGAGGAUGCUCUGAAGAACCGUGACCUGUCACAGAAAAAGCAGCUCUCCUUUGAGGCUCAGCGCAUCUCAAAAGUAUUAGAAAACUGCAUCAGUCAAAUUGAGAUUGUGGCAGCACUGCCAGCUAUCUUCCACUUAAACAGUGCAUCUAGUGUUGUAGACGAGGAGUUGAGUAGGGCACUUCACAGGCAUCAACUAUUAGAUGAAAGAUUGCAGACGCUAGAAGGUCUUAAGCAGGAGUCGGAGGGAGAAAAUGGAGAAGCAAGGGAGAGAGCAAGGGCUCAGCUUGAGACGGACAUCAAGAAUUCUGUCAGGGACCUGCUCAGGUUUUUCCGAGCACAUCCAGAUGCCAUUUUUGGUUUGAGACGGAGAGGUAUGGAAGUAGGGGAGAGUGAGUGCAAACUAAUUAGAGGGCUUAAGAUGUUUCACAGCCUCAUGGUAGUAAAGUUGCUGACCAGUCUGGAAGAGGAGCUACAGCUGGUCCUCCGCAAGCCAGAGUGUCCAUCCCCUGCCCACAAUAUGGAGCACAUGGUUCUAGUGGAGGAAGAAGUAGCUACAGCCAAAAAGGAAAUAGAUUCAAAGAUUUCUCAGAGAAAAGUUAAGAUAGAAAUUAUGCAGCAUUCUCUGCAAGGGAUCAACACACUAGAAGCGGAUAUGUCAGCCAAGCAGCACCAGCCACUUAUCAAGAUAUCAAAGAAACAGGCCAGUAUGAAGCAGGAAAUUGAUCAACUGAACAUUCAACUCAACAAUUUAAUCCUUGAGAACAGACAGGCAGAGAGAGUACUCCAAGAGAAAUACGAAAAAGUGGAGACAGAAAUUGAAUACUUGCUCCAAAAGUUUGACAAUGAAAUGGAAGAAAAUUCGGCUGACUUGAAGCUGAAUGAAAUUGAUUAUGAAAGGGAGGAGGAGGAACUGAGGAGGCUGGAGAAACCCUUUUCUGUCCUAGAGGAGGAGUGCAAGCAGAUCCAGGAGAAACGUCGACUGGCAGAGGAGAAGAGACAGCAGGAGAUGAGGGAGCUAGAGUUGAAGACCAAAGCUGCUGUUUUUGCCCAAGCCUGGUGGAGGGGCUAUAGUACUCGCAAGGCCUUAAAGAACAAGAGCAAAAGCACGAAGGCAAAAAAGGGCAAAGGCAAGAAGAAAUAAAUUUCUGACUAGUUUCAACACACUGGUGCUACACCAACACACACUUUAUGAAUAUUUUUGGAUGUUUUUUUUGUUUUUGUUUUUGUUUUUUUAAACCUUGUUCAGCAAAUACAAUUAUACGCCAGAUUCAGUGUGC
Messenger RNA from Seriola dumerili (greater amberjack), 1355 nucleotides. RefSeq names its product IQ motif containing D (gene drc10). Gene Ontology annotation, molecular function: protein binding. The transcript is spliced from 5 exons. The coding region runs from base 38 to 1219 and encodes 393 amino acids. Lineage: Eukaryota; Metazoa; Chordata; Actinopteri; Carangiformes; Carangidae. The record is from RefSeq and is a predicted model, not a curated record.